CAUGAGGUAAACAUUCGAUAGAAUAGAAAUGGAUCUGCGCCGGGACCUUCUGGAGGCGGAGUCUAGAGCGGAUCAGGACGAGGCGGAGUGUCAGGCGCACUUGCUGCUCGUCCGGGAACUGGACCACGGCAUCGGCGUCCCUGUGGGCGUGGCGGCGGAUCGUCUGCAGCAGCUGGUCGCUGGCGUGCGAGCGAGAGGGCACCAUGACUUGUUGCGUCUUUGGCAGCUGUGGCUCAACGAGCUUAUCUUGGCCAGGAGGAUAAUUCUGGUGAGGUCCCACCUGCUAGUCGAAGAGCUAAUGGCAGAAACGGAGUCGAGGCCGUCCGCCUCAGCUGCCAGCUUGAUGCUGACCAUGCUAAAAGCGACGCCGAAGGAGAAACUGGCUGCGUUCUGGCCAAGAUUGAGCGCACUAACGCAAGCCAAAGAUAUGGACGCCGCCCUGUUGCUGCUGCAGUGCCAGGAACUUGUGCUGGCCGAGCUGGAGGAAUCGCCGGAGGUGGGCGUGCACAGCCAGGGUCUGGUCAACUCGCUCAUCAACAUGCACUUGGAGGGCUGCUGGCUGGUCGCCAAGGAGCAGUUGCCCCUGCUGCUGGCGCAGAGUCUGCAGUUGACUCAGAAGCUGGUGACCAGGCAGCCCGACUAUGCGGCGCAGAGAGUCCCCGAACUAAUGGGGCUAGUCCAGUGCUACCUGCAGUAUGGAGCUGACGGAGAAACCCAACUAAAGCCCAGGAAGUUGCCGCCCGCACAGCAGUCGGCUGCCUAUGGUCAGGAGAAGGAAGAGGAAGACCAGCUGCCCGCCCAGAUGGCCCGCUCUUGCGGCCGCAAGAACAAAGUGCGCAAGAUGCGAUCGCUCGCCAAACAGCGGAGCCAGGCGGUCAGUGAACACCAAGAGGGCAAUCCGCGAGAGCGUAUGUUGCUGAUGGGUAAUCAGGACUACGGCUGCCUAACUGGAGACUCGGCUGAGAACGGCCUGGCCUCCGAUUCGGAUCAGCACACAGAGAACAAGCACCAUCGACAGCAAGCGGUCAAGGUGCGGAUCUCCGCUCUACAUUUGCUCAGCGCCCUGACCAAUCAACUGCCCCGCCGCUCGUUGUACGGCUACUGGCACGUGCUGUUCCCCGACGGAGAUGCGGGCGGUAGCCGCCACCUACUGCUCCUUGGCCUGAAGGACACCAAUUCCCGCUGUCGAGCCCUGGCCUUGCAGGUGGGAGCGCAGCUGUUGUACGGAUCGAAGUCAUUCCUCAGCCAGGCAUGCUCCCGCGGCCCCAGCAACUUUACGCCAUUUGCCGUCAGCCUGGCCAGCUCUGUAUUGACCGCUUAUCGCACCUUGAGCGCCAUCCUCGAGCGGGAGUAUACGCCGCCGGUGCUGACCCAGUGCCUCAAGUGCUUGGCCGUUUUGGUGCAGGCCACGCCCUUUGACCAGCUGGAAAUGGGCUUUGUUUACGAGUUUGUGGGUCACGUGAAAAAACUGACCAAGAGUGCGGACCCUCCGGUCGCCGUGUCCGCAUUGCUGGUCAUGGAAAUGCUGGUGGGCACAUCCAAGCUUACGCCGGAGAUUGCCAGCUCCGUAGGACUGGCUCCUAGUCAGAGAAACCUUCAAAUGGAACAGGCGAGCACGGUAGAAGAAACCCACCAGGAGCUGUGCGACUCCGAUGCGGAGCUGGAACUCGAGGAGGAGGAGGAGGAGCAGCAGCCAGCGCAGAAAAAUGUGGUGAAUCCCACCCACACAGUGUCCCCAUCCAUUCCGCGCAAUUCAUGGUUGCUGCGGCAGGUGCUCCGCUUUCUGGAGGGCAUGGGAACGCCAUCCACCGUGCGCUUGGAGUGCUUCCAGGUGCUCCAGGCCAUGGCCACACACAUAGGCCUGCUGCGAGGACAUCAGGUGCGUUUGUCAAAGGUGAUAUCCGCCGGACUGAGGGAUCCCGCUAUUGAUGUGAAGCUGUACGCCGCACGCUGCUUGGACUCCGUUGGCUACCAACUGGGCAGGCUGUUGCCGGAACCGGCAGAACGGGAGCUGCAGAUGUCCUUUUGGCUCUUACUGCUGCCGGCCACCUAUGAAGCCUACGAUUCCGCCGGGUUCUCCUUGAAGUGCGCGCUGUGCGACGCCCUGUCCAACAUGGGAGCCUUUAGCUUCGAGAGACUCCCGGAUGGCCAGAGGACCGCCCUGUUGGCCUUCCUAAGCGGUUGCGCCAGCGACGAUCAUGAGGAGCCACUGGUCAGGGGAGCCGCUUUGCGGGCUAUGGCCGUCUACGUGCUGCAUCCCUCGCUGAGGACGGAUCUGGGAUUUGUGGAGAACGCAGCCGAGCUGACCUUGCGCAUUAUCGGUGAUUCCCAGCUGGUGGUGAGGAUUAAGGCCGCCUGGGCCCUGGGGAACAUCAGUGACGCCCUGGUGGCCGGCAUUCCCAACCAGACCGAACGCAUUUCCGCCGAACUUUUGGAACGCCUCAUCCAGGCGGCCACGAAGAGCUGUGCCGACAACGACAAGGUCAGGGCCAAUGCGGUACGUGCCCUGGGGAAUCUCUUGCAGAUCCUGCAGGCUCAGCCCCUGGGAAACGGUGAACAGAUGCAAGUGGCCAUGUCUAAGCUGCUGGACUGCGUCAAAUCCUCGGGCAACGCAAAAGUAAAGUGGAAUGCGUGCUACGCCAUCGGAAACCUGGUGAAGCACAGGGCCUUCUUCACCAACAACCACCUGGCCGGCAUCCUAUUCCCCACCCUGUGCCAGUUGGUGGUGCAGCACGCCAACUUCAAAGUGCGCACCAAUGCAGCCGGAGUUCUGCUGCAGGUCGAGCAGCGUCAGGACUUCAGCACCCACUUUCCGCAGGUAUGGCGUUCCCUCCUGGACGCUCUGGUGCGCUCCAAUGCGCUGGAAAGCUUCGAGGAGUACAACCACCGGGAUGCACUCCAGCAACAGUUGUGCCUUGCCAUUGCCCACCUGCUGACGCUGGCCAGGAGCUCGGAUCUGCCGAUGAUGCGAGAGUACCUGGAGGAAGAUCGCCUGGAGGAGGUGCGCGCCACGUGGCGGCGCGUCGCAUUCCGCAUUGUUCCCGAGCAGUCGGCUUCACUCUUCACCUGCAGUCCACUGCUGGAGCAGCGUCUGCAGGCGGAGGUCAGCAACCAGCAGCGCUGCGCCUUGGCGUUCAUCACGAGCACACUUCGGCUGGACCCGUAGGAGCCUCCUGCUUUCACCUACCACCCCAGGAGUCCCACAAAUAAAUCCUCUCCUAGCGCAA
Molecule: messenger RNA, 3227 nt
Organism: Drosophila yakuba
Lineage: Eukaryota; Metazoa; Arthropoda; Insecta; Diptera; Drosophilidae
Product: HEAT repeat-containing protein 6
Exons: 1
Coding region: 29-3166 (1045 amino acids)
Source: RefSeq, a predicted model, not a curated record